AUGUCCAAAAGCAAUUCUUGCGAUCAAACUAACAACAACGGUAGCAAAUGUUCUAACUACGAAUGCAACAUAUGCUUUGAUGAUGCAAAGGAACCUGUAGUAACUAGAUGUGGUCAUUUAUUUUGCUGGAAUUGCCUUGAGAUUUGGCUUGAUAGGAAUAUGAACGAAUGCCCCCUGUGUAAAUCAGAAGUCACUAGGGAUAAUGUCAUUCCUCUCUAUGGCCGUGGAUGCGACAGCACUGAUCCAAGAAAAUCUACACGACCUAAGCCUAAAACUGAAAGAGCAAAGCCUAGUGGUUCGGCAAAUCGCAACGCCACUCAGUCUAUAUUCGGAAAUUCCAUCUCAUUCUGGGCCUUCCCCUUCAGUUUUGGUGUUACUUUCAGAUCUUCUGACUUUAGAUUCCCUAUUGGCAAUUUGUUCGGGUCGACCUUCGGCUCCGGUUUCCCCCUGGGAUUUGGCAAUCAGAUGUUCUCACAAAAUCCUCAAGAUGCGGAAACGGACCAGCGCCGUGCUAUGUCCACCUUUCUGCUCACAGUCGGCUUGUUCAUAAUGUUCUCGCUAAUCAUGUACUAG
Messenger RNA from Babesia microti strain RI, 573 nucleotides. Its product is annotated as E3 ubiquitin-protein ligase RNF5. NCBI's taxonomy places the organism in Eukaryota, Apicomplexa, Aconoidasida, Piroplasmida, Babesiidae. The record is from RefSeq and is a predicted model, not a curated record. The coding region runs from base 1 to 573 and encodes 190 amino acids. Gene Ontology annotation, cellular component: endoplasmic reticulum. Gene Ontology annotation, molecular function: ubiquitin-like protein conjugating enzyme binding; metal ion binding; ubiquitin protein ligase activity. The transcript has 4 exons. Gene Ontology annotation, biological process: ubiquitin-dependent protein catabolic process.